UGUUAGCCCAUAUUGACUAGACAAAUUAACAUGGGCAGAUCAAAAGACAAAAAUGAAAGAAAAAUACAUGACAUACUAAAUUAAAUAUGGGUUUGGUUGGGUCACCACUUGAUAACCAAUCUGAGUUCUGAAGCAAAACCCAGAAACACUGAUUUACAGUAUAUAGCUAAUCCUUGAGUUUCACUCUUCCAGGGGUGGAAAAGUUCACACAAAUUUUCAUUUGAGGGAACCAAGUGGCGGCUCUGGUCACACUUGCAAGACAGCACUAAUUGCCGUGAUGCAACUUAACUAUGCGUCGGAAAGCGAGCAUCCUGUUGACGUUAUAUCGUUAGUGCUUGAUGUUGAUUCUGCAGGAGCUAACAAAAGCCCGCUGGAGUCCUGUGAUUAAAGGCUGCCAUUGUUAUCUCAUUAGAGCUACCAGGUUAGCAAAAGGUGUGAGCCGCGGCCCCUUCAUGGGGAUAGACCAACACUGAGAUGGGCCCUAACAAACAUCAGGCUGCACACCCCUUUCUGAGGGAACCUCAAAGCUUUAAAUACAGAGGAUGAUCUGAAUACAUCAGAGUUCAUUUGGAAAGAUUAAUCAUCUGUCAGAUGGGAGCUUGGGUGAAACUGGGAGACACCAGGAACCAUAUAAGACAACUGUAGAUUGUGAGUGGAGUGCCAUGUGGAUAGUCACAUGGUCUCUUGGUGAAGUUAGUGAUUCGAUUUAUUAACAUAGCCUACUGUAGAUGUUAGAAACACCUUCACAUGUUAAUUUUUUUGAACAUGUUCGGUUUUUCUUAAGUGCAGGAGUCUCUGAAGGGGAAAGGGGGUGCAACGCACAUGGGAGGGAUCUUGACGUCUAUCACUCUGGCGCAGUGAGGCAUCCAGACGCGCAGAGCGCACUGCGCGUCUCCACGAGUGACAGUGCCAACACAACAUCAAGAGCACACUGGGCACACAGCACCAUUAGAAUGAAAACUCUGUGACUGCUAUCAAACAUAUGAUGGAACUCCAUAAUCUUCUGGACUGUAUGUGGAUCGGUCUUUUCCUAAUCGGAUUUAUCCGCGCAUGUGUUUGCGGAGACGCGCAUCUGAGGGGCUUUUAAAGAUCUAGCGCUCCCGCAGUCUUUAUACUGGCGUAUGGAUUUGACUGCGCUCAUUUAAUCAGGAGAUCACAGCGAGCUGGAUUAUCAUUCAGCACAACACUGGAUACAACAUUACUUUGCGUUCACACAAUGUAUGGAAUAAAUCAGCGCUGCUUGUACAUCUCUUUUCAUUUCUUCGUGGUGUGGUGUCACGCGCAGGGGGAGAAGAAUCACCCUUCUCCUAAUUUUAAGCAGUAUGUGAGGGAACAGGGCUCACUGACGGACCAGCUGAGCCGGCGGCAGGUUCGAGUCUACCAGCUGUACAGCCGAACCAGCGGCCGACACGUGCAGAUCCAGGGCAAGAGAGUGAGCGCCACCGCCGAGGACGGGAACACUUUCGCCAGACUUUACGUGGAGACGGACACCUUCGGAAGUCGUGUUCGGAUCAAAGGAGCAGAGAGCGGCAGAUACCUCUGUAUGAACCGCAGGGGGAAACUCGUGGGCAAGCCUAAUGGCAGGGGAAGGGACUGCAUCUUCACAGAGAUCGUUCUGGAGAACAACUACACUGCCUUCCAGAACGCUAAAUAUGAAGGCUGGUACGUGGCCUUCAGCAGAAAGGGUCGGCCCAUCAAGGCUUCCAAAACCAGGGAGAACCAGCGGGAAGUUCACUUCAUCAAGCGCCUCCACAAAGGUCCUCUUCCCUUCCCCAACUCGGACCAACCCAAACACUUUGAGUUCAUCAGCUUCCCUCCGACCCGACGGGCUAAACGCAACAGAAAAGCCCACUCCGCUUCCUAACACCAACACUUCCGCAAACUCACAGACUAUUUUCCUGUUAAUACUAAGAAGAGGCAGCUUUAUUUUUAUAUAUUUUCGUACUUAAUGGACUUGAUGAAGCCAACAACACUGAACGGAUGCUCAUUGUAAAGGGUGACUUGUAAAUAUGGUAAAAGAGAAUGUAUAUAUUUAAUAAGCUGGUAUUUGUAUGUGUGUUGUGUGAGCAUUUUGUAAAGACUUUAAGACAAUAUGCUCAAUAGUAAAAACACAAUAAAAGAGCCAUUUCCCUUUAAGGGGAAUAUAAAUGUAAAAUGAAAUGAAUCGACAUCGGUUUUACAUUAUACCUCAUGCUCAUCUCCGGCUGAUUCUCAUCAAUUGCUUGCUAACUGUUCCUGUACUUUUAGCAACAAAUGAGAAGUAGCAGCAGGGCUCAGAAAGAAAUUAAUACUUUUUAUUCAGCAAAGAUGCAUUAUAUUGAUUUUUGUAAAGACAUAAUGUUUCAAAAGAUUCCUA
Messenger RNA from Megalobrama amblycephala (Wuchang bream), 2356 nucleotides. It is a transcript of the gene fgf17, whose product is annotated as fibroblast growth factor 17. NCBI's taxonomy places the organism in Eukaryota, Metazoa, Chordata, Actinopteri, Cypriniformes, Xenocyprididae. Gene Ontology annotation, cellular component: cytoplasm. The coding region runs from base 1217 to 1864 and encodes 215 amino acids. The record is from RefSeq and is a predicted model, not a curated record. Gene Ontology annotation, molecular function: growth factor activity; type 2 fibroblast growth factor receptor binding; type 1 fibroblast growth factor receptor binding. Gene Ontology annotation, biological process: positive regulation of gene expression; animal organ morphogenesis; regulation of cell migration. The transcript is spliced from 5 exons.